Messenger RNA from Botrytis porri, 8628 nucleotides. RefSeq lists its product as uncharacterized. Bases 1 to 8628 code for a protein of 2875 amino acids. Gene Ontology annotation, biological process: intein-mediated protein splicing; mRNA splicing, via spliceosome; spliceosomal tri-snRNP complex assembly. NCBI's taxonomy places the organism in Eukaryota, Fungi, Ascomycota, Leotiomycetes, Helotiales, Sclerotiniaceae. Gene Ontology annotation, molecular function: endonuclease activity; U6 snRNA binding; U2 snRNA binding. The transcript is spliced from 4 exons. The record is from RefSeq and is a predicted model, not a curated record. Gene Ontology annotation, cellular component: U5 snRNP; catalytic step 2 spliceosome.
AUGUCAUCAAUUCCACCACCUCCCCCGCCUGGAUGGAGCUCUUCUGCGCCUCCAUCCAUGCCUUUGGGCGCGCCACCUGGUGCUCCUCCUCCUCCAGGUUAUCGACCACCGGCGGAUCCACAUGUUGCGAAGUUUGCACAGAAGAAGAAGGAUUGGUUACGAACACAGCGAAAUAGAUUCGGCGAAAAACGAAAGGGUGGUUUUGUAGAAACUCAGAAAGCUGAUAUGCCACCAGAGCAUCUGCGGAAGAUCGUUAAGGAUAUCGGAGAUGUAUCACAAAAAAAAUUCAGCAGUGAUAAACGAAGUUAUCUCGGUGCACUCAAAUUCAUGCCACAUGCCGUGAUGAAAUUGCUGGAGAACAUGCCAAUGCCUUGGGAGUCUGCGAGGGAGGUAAAGGUGCUGUACCACGUUAACGGAUGCUUGACUUUGGUUAAUGAAAUACCAAGAGUUAUCGAGCCAGUGUUUCACGCACAAUGGGCUACGAUGUGGAUUUGUAUGAGAAGAGAAAAGAGUGAUAGGCGGCAUUUCAAGAGAAUGAGAUUUCCGCCAUUCGAUGACGAAGAACCACCCCUUUCAUGGUCGGAGAAUAUCGAAGAUGUCGAACCACUGGAGCCAAUUCAACUGGAACUCGAUGAAGGAGAGGAUGCUGCUGUCUUAGAAUGGUUUUACGAAAAUCGACCACUACUUGACACGCCACAUGUCAACGGCCCGAGUUACAAGGAAUGGAAUCUUACUUUACCUCAAAUGGCGACUUUAUAUCGAUUGAGUCGACAAUUACUGAGUGAUUUAGUCGACAAGAACUACUUUCACAUGUUCGAAUUGAAAAGCUUUCAGACAGCCAAGGCUUUGAAUGUUGCUAUUCCUGGUGGCCCACGUUUUGAACCUCUGUACAAAGAUGUGGAUCCUAAUGAUGAAGACUUCGGAGAGUUCAAUGCAAUCGAUCGCAUCAUCUUCCGAGCUCCAAUUCGAACAGAGUACCGUGUAGCAUUUCCUUACUUAUACAAUUCACUACCUCGUAGCGUUAAGCUUUCCUGGUUUUCGCAUCCGCAAGUGGUAUAUGUUCGUGCUGAAGAUCCAAGUUUACCGGCAUUCUAUUUUGAUCCCGUUAUCAACCCAAUUUCUUCCAGAUCUGUUGCCCCAAAAAACAUAACCAUCAGUCACGAAGACGAAAUAUUUGGUCCAGGUAGCAAUGAAGAGCCAGAAGAAGACGCUUUCAGACUGCCAGGUGAUGCUGAGCCAUUCCUCGCGGACGAGGAGUUAUACACUAGCGAAACAGCUUCAGCCAUUUCCUUGUGGUGGGCUCCCUUUCCAUUCGAUCGAAGAUCCGGUCGCAUGGUUCGGGCACAAGAUGUACCUCUAGUAAAGCAGUGGUAUCUUGAGCAUUGCCCUCAAGGUCAGCCAGUAAAGGUUCGAGUUUCAUACCAGAAGCUCUUAAAGACUUAUGUUUUGAACGAGUUGCAUAAGAGGAAGCCGAAAGCACAAAGUAAACAAAGCUUGAUGAAAUCGUUGAAGCAAACGAAGUUCUUCCAGCAAACAACAAUUGAUUGGGUUGAAGCUGGACUUCAAGUCUGCAGGCAGGGUUUCAACAUGUUGAAUCUUCUUAUUCAUCGCAAGAACCUUACAUACUUGCAUCUUGAUUAUAAUUUCAAUUUGAAGCCUGUCAAGACACUAACAACAAAGGAAAGAAAGAAGUCCCGAUUCGGAAAUGCGUUCCAUCUGAUGCGAGAGAUUUUGAAAAUGACAAAGUUGAUUGUUGACGCACAAGUCCAGUAUCGACUCGGCAAUAUCGACGCUUUUCAACUUGCAGAUGGUAUUUUAUACGCUUUCAAUCACGUCGGCCAGCUGACCGGAAUGUACCGUUAUAAGUACAAGCUGAUGCAUCAAAUUCGUUCGUGUAAAGAUUUGAAGCAUUUAAUCUAUUAUCGAUUCAACUCUGGACCAGUAGGCAAAGGGCCUGGUUGCGGCUUCUGGGCACCUGCUUGGAGAGUUUGGCUCUUCUUCAUGCGUGGUAUAAUUCCAUUACUUGAAAGAUGGCUUGGAAAUCUCCUUUCUAGGCAAUUUGAAGGACGUCACAGUAAAGGUGUUGCAAAGACAGUCACAAAACAACGUGUAGAGUCGCACUUUGAUCUUGAAUUGCGAGCAUCGGUUAUGGCCGAUCUUCUUGAUAUGAUGCCGGAGGGUAUCAAGCAAAACAAGGUUCAAACUGUACUUCAACAUCUUUCAGAGGCAUGGAGAUGCUGGAAGAGUAACAUUCCUUGGAAGGUUCCUGGCUUACCAGCACCUAUCGAGAAUAUCAUUCUUCGUUAUGUGAAGAGUAAGGCGGAUUGGUGGAUUUCCGUCGCUCACUACAAUCGAGAGCGUAUUCGUCGAGGAGCGACUGUCGAUAAAACAGUUGCAAAGAAGAAUCUUGGUCGUCUAACAAGACUUUGGCUCAAGGCCGAACAAGAGAGACAACACAAUUACAUGAAGGACGGUCCAUACGUCUCUUCUGAAGAAGCUGUUGCUAUCUAUACAACCACUGUUCAUUGGCUGGAGUCACGAAAAUUCUCACCCAUUCCAUUCCCCAGUGUUUCAUACAAGCACGACACCAAAAUCCUUAUCCUUGCGUUGGAACGACUUCGUGAAGCAUACUCUGUCAAGGGACGACUAAACCAGAGUCAGCGUGAGGAAUUAGCUUUGAUUGAGCAAGCUUAUGACAGUCCUGGAACUACUUUGGAGAGAAUCAAGCGCUUCCUACUAACCCAGAGAGCUUUCAAAGAAGUGGGAAUUGAUAUGAACGACAAUUAUAGCACAAUCAACCCUGUGUAUGAUAUCGAACCCGUGGAGAAGAUCAGUGAUGCCUAUCUAGAUCAAUACCUCUGGUAUCAAGCCGAUCAACGCCAUCUUUUCCCUGCCUGGAUCAAGCCUUCCGAUUCCGAAGUCCCACCCUUGUUAACCUAUAAAUGGGCUCAAGGUAUCAACAACCUCGACAAAGUUUGGGAGACUGCAGAUGGAGAAUGCAACGUCAUGAUCGAAACACAACUAUCCAAGGUGUAUGAGAAGAUCGAUCUGACUCUUCUUAAUCGUCUACUUCGACUCAUUAUGGAUCACAAUCUGGCUGAUUACAUAUCAUCUAAAAACAACGUUCAACUGACCUACAAAGAUAUGAAUCACGUGAACAGUUACGGAAUGAUCAGAGGUCUUCAAUUCUCGGCUUUCGUUUUCCAGUACUAUGGACUUGUUCUCGAUCUUUUAUUACUUGGUCUACAACGCGCUAGUGAAAUUGCCGGUCCACCAGCGGGUCCUAACGACUUCCUGCAAUUCCGCGACCGCGAGACGGAAACGAGACAUCCCAUUCGUCUGUACACUAGAUAUAUUGAUCGCAUUUGGGUAUUCUUCCGCUUUUCGGCUGAUGAAUCACGCGAUCUUAUCCAGCGUUUCCUGACAGAGCAACCGGAUCCUAAUUUCGAAAAUGUAAUCGGCUACAAGAACAAGAAAUGUUGGCCAAGAGAUUCUAGAAUGCGUCUUAUGAGACACGAUGUCAACUUGGGACGUGCUGUCUUCUGGGACUUGAAGAACCGCUUACCAAGAUCUGUUACUACAAUCGAAUGGGAUGAUACCUUUUCAAGUGUAUACAGCCGAGAUAACCCUAAUUUACUUUUCUCUAUGUGCGGGUUCGAAGUUCGAAUUCUCCCUAAGAUUCGUAACCAAAAUGACGAAUUCCCGGUCAAGGACAGCGUCUGGUCCUUAGUCGAUAAUACCAGUAAGGAGAGAACGGCACAUGCAUUCUUGCAGGUUACCGAGGAGGAUAUUGCAAAAUUCAACAAUCGCAUUCGUCAAAUUCUGAUGUCCUCGGGUUCGACCACAUUCACGAAGAUCGCUAAUAAGUGGAACACUACUUUGAUCGCCCUUUUCACAUACUAUCGUGAAGCAGCCGUAUCCACGGUCAAUUUACUAGAUACCAUUGUGAAGUGUGAAACCAAGAUUCAGACCAGAGUCAAGAUCGGUCUUAAUUCUAAGAUGCCUUCUCGUUUCCCUCCUGCGGUUUUCUACACCCCUAAGGAACUUGGUGGUCUUGGUAUGAUAUCUGGAUCACAUAUCCUUAUUCCUACAAGCGAUAAAAGAUGGUCCAAGCAAACCGAUGUUGGCGUUACGCAUUAUCGUGCAGGCAUGACUCAUGACGAAGACACUCUUAUUCCUAACAUUUUCAGAUACAUCAUACCAUGGGAAGCAGAAUUCAUUGACUCUCAGCGUGUGUGGACUGAAUACUCUCAGAAACGUCAAGAGGCAAAUCAACAAAACCGAAGAUUGACACUAGAGGAUCUUGAAGAUAGUUGGGAUCGUGGAUUACCUCGUAUCAACACUCUUUUCCAAAAGGAUAGGAGCACUUUGAGUUUCGACAAAGGAUUCCGCGCGCGUACCGAGUUCAAGACAUACCAACUUAUGAAGAGUAAUCCAUUCUGGUGGACUAGUCAACGUCAUGAUGGUAAAUUGUGGAACCUUAACGCCUAUCGUACCGAUGUUAUUCAAGCGCUCGGUGGUGUCGAAACAAUUCUUGAACACACACUCUUCAAGGCGACAGCAUUUCCAUCCUGGGAGGGUCUAUUCUGGGAAAAAGCGUGUCUUGCGUGGGACACGAGAGUCUUACGAUACGAUGGUAAUGACGUCGUCGUUCAGGACGUUAAGGAAGGGGAUCUACUUCUCGGUCCGGAUGGUGAACCCCGUCGAGCCUUCAAUAUCGUCAGUGGCAAAGACAAGCUUUACCGAAUCAAGUUUGGUUCACGUAAAGAAGACCUCGUUGUCACGGGAAACCAUAUUCUAGUCCUCCACCGGGAGAAAGGAUACGGUAAUGCCUAUGACGGGACAUCCGAGACUGGGAAUGAUAACGACGAGGGAGAAAACACACUGACUCUCCAGAAGUUCCAAAGUACCGCAUCCCGAGACGUUUCCACCGCCGAAUACUACGACACUGUUCUACUGACAGCAACCCAAUUCGCAGCAUUGGAUGAAAACGAGAGAUCUAAGCACAGGCUCUUUCGUUCUCCUGGAUUCGAGUUGCCCGAGCAAGAUGUCCCGGUCAACCCCUACUUUCUUGGUCUCUGGUUAGGAGAUGGCAGCCAUAGCUCAAGCACAAUCUUCGGUAAUCACGAGCAUGAAGUUAGGGAGUUUAUCAUUUCUCACGCUGCGGAGCUAGACAUUCACCUUGUUUGGCACGGGAACCUCUCGUAUGCGACCGUUGGCAGGACUCGCAUUGGUAACAGAUCCUUGCCAAAAGCCGACAUCGACGUCAAUGAUCAUCCAUCAAGACGCUAUGCUCCUGAGGAACUUGUAGAUGUCAAUGAUAUGUCUAAAAAUGAGGAUGAUAAGCUCGAUACGGAACUCAUCGAGACAAUUAGCGACGACGAGGAUGAUAUCACCGAGUACCAAGCCGUGAACGACGAAGAACCCAGCGACCGAACUGGGAAUAGUAAUCUCCCGGAUGACUUUGUCUCUCAACGACGAGUCCAUCGCCUGCAAAGUGGACGUCGAGCAUACGGUGACUUGCAGCCUGAAGAGCAAGAUCAGCUCCUGAGUCAGAUAAUCGACAUGGUCGAAUCUCCAGCCGGUUCGAUCGAUCCUUCGGCCGGCUGUAAAACAGGGGUUGAUACCCUUCUACGUGCCCUCCAACAGCUUGGUGUAUCUUGCAAAACUACUGGACCCGAGGCCGGCAAGAAGCACAUCCCGUCGAUUUACAUGAAGAACACGCGUGAAGUUCGUCUCGCUGUUCUUGCUGGUCUGAUCGAUUCUGACGGCUGGUACGUGUAUCCCGAGAAUACGCUUGGGUUCGCUCUGAGCGAGACCUGCAAUAAGACUCUCUUCUGGGACGUUGUUGCACUGGCAAGAUCAUUGGGUCUCAGCGUCUGGACCACGAAACGUAUGAAGAGGGUUCCGAGCCGUUCACGAAGAACUCCUGAACUCGUAGCCCAGAUAUCUGGCAACGUGAAAGAAGUACCCUGUUUACUCCUGCGCAAGAAGGGAUCUGAGCGCUAUACUCCGCCAAUGCACAGCUUCAAGAUCGAAGACAUCUCCCUUGAAUCCGAGGCAACGAAUUGGGCUGGGUUCCGAGUCGACAAAGACCAGCUAUAUCUCCGUCACGAUUACCUUGUACUUCAUAACAGCGGGUUUGAAGAGUCGAUGAAGUUUAAGAAAUUGACAAACGCGCAAAGAUCGGGUCUUAACCAGAUUCCCAAUCGUCGAUUUACACUUUGGUGGUCACCUACAAUCAACAGAGCCAAUGUUUAUGUUGGUUUCCAAGUCCAAUUAGAUCUUACCGGAAUUUUCUUGCACGGCAAAAUUCCAACUUUGAAGAUUUCUCUCAUCCAAAUCUUCCGUGCCCAUCUUUGGCAGAAAAUACAUGAGAGUGUAGUAAUGGAUCUGGCACAAGUAUUUGAUCAAGAAUUGGAGCAGCUUGGCAUCGAGACCGUACAGAAGGAGACUAUUCAUCCCAGAAAGUCUUACAAGAUGAACAGCUCUUGUGCUGAUAUUCUGUUGUUCGCAAGCCACAAAUGGAACGUCACUCGCCCCUCCAUUCUGUUUGACACGAAAGACGUAAUUGAAGCUACCACGACGAACAAGUUCUGGGUAGAUGUUCAACUUCGUUACGGAGAUUAUGAUUCUCACGACAUUGAACGAUACGUCCGCGCAAAAUACCUUGAUUAUACAACCGAUAGUAUGAGUAUUUAUCCUUCAGCCACUGGUCUAAUGAUUGGUAUCGAUCUUGCUUACAAUCUCUACUCGGCAUAUGGGCAAUACUUCCCCGGUCUCAAGCAAUUGGUACAGCAAGCUAUGGCCAAAAUCAUGAAGGCAAAUCCAGCUCUCUACGUCUUACGCGAACGUAUCAGGAAGGGUCUUCAAUUGUAUGCGUCCGAAAGUAAUCAAGAGUUUUUGAAUUCUCAAAAUUACUCUGAACUUUUCAGCAACCAAAUUCAACUCUUCAUCGACGACACAAAUGUUUACCGUGUUACUAUCCACAAGACAUUUGAAGGUAACUUGACAACUAAACCAAUCAACGGAGCAAUUUUCAUUUUCAACCCUCGUACUGGACAACUCUUCUUGAAGAUUAUUCAUACAAGUGUCUGGGCAGGACAGAAACGUCUGGGACAAUUAGCUAAGUGGAAGACUGCUGAAGAAGUUGCCGCUCUUAUUCGAUCAUUGCCUAUCGAAGAGCAACCGAAACAGCUCAUCGUUACGAGAAAGGGUCUUCUUGAUCCACUUGAGGUACAUUUGCUCGACUUCCCCAAUAUAUCAAUCCGUGCCUCUGAGCUGCAAUUACCCUUCCAAGCCGCCAUGAAGGUCGAAAAGCUCGGUGAUAUGAUUCUUCGUGCCACUGAACCUCAGAUGGUUCUCUUCAAUCUUUACGACGAAUGGCUAAAGUCAAUUUCAUCGUACACUGCAUUCUCUCGUUUGAUCCUCAUCUUGCGUGCUUUACACGUAAAUCAGGAUAAGACAAAGUUACUCCUUCGACCCGACAAGACUGUGAUCACUCAAGAGCAUCACAUCUGGCCCACAUUAUCGGAUGAAGAUUGGAUCAAGGUUGAAACCCAACUGCGUGAUCUCAUUUUGAAUGAUUACGGCAAGAAGAACAAUGUCAACACUUCCAGUCUUACCAGUAGUGAAGUACGUGAUAUUAUUUUGGGUAUGGAAAUCAGUGCUCCAUCGAUGCAACGCCAGCAAGCGGCCGAAAUCGAAAAGCAACAACAAGAACAACAGCAGCUUACAGCUGUCACGACCAAGACCCAAAACGUUCACGGAGAGGAUAUUAUUGUCACCACUACCUCGCAAUUCGAACAACAAACCUUUGCAUCGAAGACUGAAUGGAGAACUAGAGCGAUUGCAACUUCGAACUUGAGGACACGAUCUAACAAUAUCUAUAUCUCUUCGGAUGACAUCAAAGAGGAUGAUCACUACACUUAUAUUAUGCCAAAGAACAUCUUGAAGCGCUUCAUCACAAUUGCGGAUUUGCGAGUUCAAGUGGCUGGAUAUUUGUAUGGUUCAUCUCCCCCAGAUAAUGACCAAGUGAAGGAAAUCCGCUGUAUCGUAAUGGUACCUCAAAUUGGUAGUACACGCGAUGUACAAUUGCCUCAGCAGUUACCACAACACGAGUAUCUAGACCAAAUGGAACCUCUCGGAAUUAUUCACACCGUUUCUGGUAACGAACCGCCAUAUAUGACAGCCAUGGAUGUCACCCAACAUGCACGUCUCAUGAAUGCGCAUAAAUCAUGGGACAAAAAGACGGUUACUAUGACUGUUUCAUUCACUCCCGGAAGUGUCUCACUAGCAUCAUGGGCGCUCACGCCUCAUGGUUAUAAAUGGGGUGCGGAGAAUAAAGAUCUCGGUAGCGACCAACCACAAGGCUUCAGCACGAACAUGGGAGAGAAAUGUCAGCUUCUGCUUAGUGACAAGAUCCGUGGAUACUUCUUGGUACCCGAGACCAAUUCAUGGAACUAUAGUUUUAUGGGAAGUGCCUUUGGAAGCUUGGAGAAGAAGCCGAUACAUGUGAAGAUCGAUACGCCUACGCCUUUCUAUAACGACCUUCACAGACCUUUGCAUUUCCAGAACUUUGCUGAAUUGGAGGACAUUUGGGUUGACAAUGAGGACAAGCUUGCUUAG